CAAUGUCACAUGGAAACAGAUACAGCUCACUUUUUUUAAAGCUAGAAUAUGAAUUUAGUUCACGUAACAAGUUGCAUAUUGUGCAAAUACACGUACGUAUACUGGGUAUAAUCAAUAUAUUUAUACUUUAGCCAGUUAGCUCGUGUGGAUAUGCACCAAGUUAAGGUACAAGCAAUCUGAAUAAAAUAACUAAACAGAAUUUAUCUCGUUUUACUGUGUGUUGUCCGUUUGCAACCACAAUGAAACUGGUCAAUAUUCCCCUUAUAAGAAAUGUUACGGGGUCAUUGUACGGUUCCGUUCUGCGACUCCAAAACUGUGAUACAGAAUACUUGAGGUUCUCGCAGCGACUCAUGUGCACGUUUAGGGAAAAUGCGCUGUACUACGUUACAACUCCUAUAUUCUACGUGAACGCCGCUCCCCACAUUGGACACCUGUACUCCGCUUUGAUUGCAGACUGCCUGUACAGGUACAAACUUAUGCGUGGUUUCAGAUCAAAAUUCUCCACAGGUACCGAUGAGCAUGGACUAAAAAUCCAGCAAGCAGCUGAUGCUGCUGGGAAGGAACCACCGGUAUUCUGUGCAGAGGUGUCGGGUAAAUUCCAGCAACUGUUCCAAAGGUGCAAUAUCUCCUACACAGACUACAUCAGAACCACAGAAGGCAGACAUCGCCAUGCUGUCGAGUAUUUCUGGACUGUGCUUCUGAACAAGGGCUUCAUCUACAAAGGUAGCUACGAAGGCUGGUAUUCCACGCAGGACGAGAGCUUUCUCACGGCGUCACAGGUGGAAGAUAGUAUGGACUGUGAAGGGACAGCCAUCAAAAUAUCAGCUGAAAGUGGUCAUAAGGUGGAGUGGAUGAAGGAGGAUAAUUACAUGUUCCGCCUCUCUGCGUUUCGGUCACUUCUCCGGCAGUGGUUGGAGGAGAACCCCAAAGUAGUGCAGCCGCAACGCUUCCACCGCACGGUCCUGCAGUGGCUGCAGGACGACCUUCCCGACCUCUCUGUGUCCCGCCAGUGGAGCCGUCUCCAGUGGGGCAUCCCUGUUCCUGGAGACUCGGAGCAGACCGUCUACGUGUGGCUGGAUGCCUUGGUCAACUAUUUGACCGUAGCAGGAUAUCCACAGGGCCACAGUGAGUGGUGGAGUGCUGCUCACCAUGUGGUGGGCAAGGAUAUCCUUAAGUUUCAUGCCAUUUAUUGGCCAGCGUUCCUCCUAGCAGCUGGGCUGCCCCUCCCACAGGCUAUAUAUGUGCAUUCCCAUUGGACGGUUGAGGGGCAGAAGAUGUCAAAGAGCCUAGGAAAUGUAGUGGACCCUGUGGAGAGGUCAGAUAGAUUCACAGUAGAUGGCAUUAGGUACUUCCUCCUGAGGCAGGGGGUCCCAGACUCGGACUGUGACUAUUAUGAUGAUAAGCUUAUGAAGCUGCUCAACAGUGAACUGGCUGGUUCUCUGGGUGGGCUUUUGAACCGUUGUACAGCCCCCUCCCUCAACCCGGCCCAGGUGUAUCCCAGUUUCUGCAAUACAUGCUUCCCAAGAGAGCCAGCAGAGGGCAGCACAGAAUCAAAAGCAACACAGGAGGACUACAAGAUGCUGGAAGCUGUGUCCAUCCUGCCAGCGGUGAUGGAGCGGCAUUUUGAGAAUCUGCAGGUUUACAAAGCACUAGAGGCGAUUGCAGGGUGUGUACGACAAACUAACGGUUUUGUUCAGAGACAUGCCCCGUGGAAACUGGAUCAAAGAGACCCUCAGGACCAGCGCUGGCUGGACACCAUUCUGCACAUAUCUUUGGAGUGCCUGCGGAUCUACGGCACCCUUCUGCAACCUGUGGUUCCGGAAACAGCCGAGAAGCUCCUCUCCAGACUGGGUGUGGGGCCAGAGGAGAGGAGCUGGGAGAUGCUCAAGUUCCUGGCCCGCUACCAUGGAAGGGAAUGCCCCUUUGAGGGCCGACGGCUGGGUCCGGACUCGGGGGUGCUCUUCAGUAGGUUGGAUAGGCCUGAGACUGACCAAGGCAAACUGAAAAGGUCUAAGAAAGACAAGUCACUCAAGCCACUAUGAAAUGCGUUUUGAAGUCCUGAUUUGGGAAUAGAUUUGCAUUUAAAAAUGAUAUUGUACUGAUAUUGGUUAUCAGCAAUCUUACUCUCUGAAUUUCAAGUCGGUGGCUGCUGGUCAAAGUUGACUGGCUCCACGGUUAUUUUCUUUGUCCCCUCCUAAAUAAAAAAUGAU
This is a messenger RNA of Conger conger (European conger), 2210 nucleotides long. RefSeq names its product methionyl-tRNA synthetase 2, mitochondrial (gene mars2). Gene Ontology annotation, molecular function: ATP binding; methionine-tRNA ligase activity. The record is from RefSeq and is a predicted model, not a curated record. The coding region runs from base 240 to 2042 and encodes 600 amino acids. Gene Ontology annotation, biological process: methionyl-tRNA aminoacylation. Lineage: Eukaryota; Metazoa; Chordata; Actinopteri; Anguilliformes; Congridae. The transcript has 3 exons.